Osmia bicornis bicornis is the source of this 9595-nucleotide messenger RNA. Its product is annotated as Krueppel-like factor 5. The transcript has 7 exons. Gene Ontology annotation, biological process: regulation of transcription by RNA polymerase II. The record is from RefSeq and is a predicted model, not a curated record. Lineage: Eukaryota; Metazoa; Arthropoda; Insecta; Hymenoptera; Megachilidae. The coding region runs from base 2945 to 3886 and encodes 313 amino acids. Gene Ontology annotation, molecular function: RNA polymerase II cis-regulatory region sequence-specific DNA binding; DNA-binding transcription factor activity, RNA polymerase II-specific.
UAGAUUCGAAAGAUUCUUCCUCUAGCAUCGAUCGUAUUAUCCAUAAAUUAUAUAGAUCAAGAUCAAAUGAUGAUAAUAAGGUUGCUAAUGAUAAGGAUGUAUCCGAGGAGAUGGAUUGCGAAAAGAAACGGGUAAGUUCCGUGCAAGCAUCGUGUAUAUACCACCGAUGAUCGUAGCCGUAGUGCGAUACGGGGAUGGAGGCCGCGAACAGGCGAGCGAGUCGAGCGAACAGAGUCGAGGAUCGAGAACCAACCGGCGACUCAGGAAGGCAGUGCACGCCCGACUGCCGACACGAGUGGAUGGCGUACGUUGCCGCUCGCGCCACGAUUACCUCGUGAUUUUCCUUCCUGUCAGAUACGGUCACCGUAGUCGAUUUUGUGACGAGUCACGGCAGUAUUUUGAAUUACCUUGCGACUUGCACACGGUCAUAGUAUUCAAGUCUGCAGUGACGUUGCGUGUCGCGUAGUCAAUUGCAAUUAAAUAAAGAAAAGAAAAAGCGAGAUAGAAAAAAAGGAAAUAAGGAAAACAGAGAAGGCGAAAGGAAGUUUUUUUUUUUUUCAUUCGACCUUUGCCUCUUUCUGUCAUCGUCGCCGUUGUCGUCGUGUUUUGUCAUCUACGGAUAAUACGGUAUCGUACCCGCACACCCACACACGCAGACGCGCGGGCGCAAAUCUUCUAACCACGUGUGUGCGCACGCACGAUGCACGUAUACGUUAUCGGAGUCUCGAGGCUACCGUAAGGGGCGCCCUCCAAAACUUGUGUGUGUGUGCGCGUGCAACCCUACCGGAGCCCGCUGACGUUGGUUACCAUAGUAGCGCGCGUGCCGAUCAGCUGAUCGUUGGGACUCGAGCGUGUUCGACCGUCGGCAGUCAGCCAACAGCGGCUCCGUCCAUUUGUCGUUUAGUGCGUUCUGUCUGCACGCGUUCCGCGCAGUUCGCUCCUAUUUCGCGUCACGGCAUGGUGAUGACCAAACGAACAGUUUCGUGAACGUCGGUAAUCCGUCUACUUUCGAACGACACGCGGCGGACUCUGGAGAAUUCUCAACGGUGUACAGAGACAAGCUCGUCGAUCGUAUUCACCGCGUCGCGAUGGUGAUCUUAAUCGUUGGAGACGAUACUGGAACGAUGCAUUGACGUUCGUGUUAUCGAUGACAGACGCAUUGAAACCGAGCAUGAUUCAAGAAAGAUAAAGUCCAUAGUGUGCCACUAGCGAGAGGAGAAUAAUCUAUUGUAGUCUCUUUGGUAUACUUAUCGGGUACCAUCGCAUGCGACUAUUGAGACCUUGCCGCCAUUUACGUCAUACAUUUUAAACUGAACCGUCCAGAAACGAAAAUCAACCCUGGAGUGUCCAUCGACAGUGGAGUUAAAUAUUUGUUCUCAUACCUUGUUCGAUCGGCUACUGUAAAGCACAAUUUUUGAAACACCAAAAUAUUUUCAUCGUUACACGUUAUCAAGCUUCGUUCGGAAAAGUGUUUAUCGAAACAUAAAAGAAACACGCAUGAUAAAUAUCUGAGAAACAGCACUCCUAACCUUCAUUAUUAGACAUAUAAUACAAGAGGCAUCGUUUUUGGAAGUAGCGGUUUAUUGUACGUUAUGCUCGCGAUAGUACCAACAGAUGAUUUAGCGGGCGUCACUGACCUCUGGCGACCAUCAACAACACGCUAUAAAAGAAAUUAAAUAAACAUGUGAAGAAACGAUCAUUCAUGGAAACUAAUCUGUUGGAGAUUUAUUGGAGUAUCUUUCUCGUCCUUCCGAGGUAAUCAAUUAAUUCAAAGAAUCAGACCUGAUUUAAUUAUUCAAAUUAAAUUGGCAGCGUACCUAACCCCUUUAAAGAUGCAACGCAACAGUCAUAGAUCGAUUAAUCACAAGAUGGAGUCGUGGUGAGUUUUCGAAAAAAUAUCGAUACAUCGAUAUCGUUUUGAGUUAGGUGACGCUAGACAUCAGUAGACGAUGGCCGCGCGAUCCGCGUUUGUACGAAAUCGGGAACGGAGCACGUUCGGUUCGAAAACAGUGAUUGUAGUGAUUAAUAGUUUUUGUUGAAACGAAAUUUCAACUGAUUCGACAAUGGGGAUUGCAGAAUGUGAAUGUUUCCUCUGUAUGAACACGCUUUGACAAUCGUUUCUACCUGUGACGUAUCGUUCGACUGCAUUAACCAGACUGUCAAUACGCGAAGUGACACUGUUUUCAACGAACCAUCGUUAAAAGUGAUUGUCAUUUCGUGGUGUGCUUUCAACGAUUGCGAGUCAGCCAGCUACGAUGACAGCCUGAAAUAUAUUCUCGUUCACACGGAAACUCUGUGAUAACCGAUGCCAGCAACGUCAUUAUUCGGAUUAAGUUGUCUGAAAGGAACGUCGUUUCUCCGAUCAUCUCGAUAGAAAAUUUGGUGACGUACGCCGAACGGGCCAGUAUUCAUGCCAGUAUGCCAAUCAGAUGCCAGUAGAGAGCCAGUAUCUGUAUCUGUCGCCACCGAUAGCCAAUUAAUAAGUUACUUAGAUAGUUUAAUUAAUAUAUAACGACAGGAGGAAAUACACAUUUGGAUAAUCGUCGUUAGACAACUUAGACGUGAUAGAUAAUACCGUACCCAUGUAUCCGUAUAGAGAUACGUUACACGCGUGUAUAAUCGAGAAGCAAUAAGGAUCGUGUAGCAAGCAAUUAUUUUUGCAUCGUACUUUUUAUCGAACGAGCACAAUUAUCUCGCAGACCUCGGUUCCGUUUCGGAUGAUCCCUUAGGUGACCGCGUGUUCCUUCGAGGGGUAUAUUCAUAAAUUGGACAGUGCAAUUGAGUAGUGAUCAUCGAAGUGGACUGACCGAUCGAUUUCUCGGCUGUGAAGUGAAUUAAUAUCCCAGGAAAACGAUCGAAACGGAGAAAGGAAGUGAACACACGGCGAGCACGGCGGCUGGAAACGCUGACUUACAUCGAGAGCGCCAACCUGCAAUCAAGGUUCAUGGUUUUCAUGGAUGAGAGCGAGCUCUCGAGCAAGCGGUGGGCCAGUGCGCCCCGCCGCCCGGACAGCCCCUGCUUCCUGGGGGCACCAACGUCUAGGGAGGCGUCAGGACCGCCGGUGCAGCUGGAACCAGUGGACCUGUCCGUGAAAACUCCUGUGGUGUUACAGGUGCCUCGGUAUAGUCCAGCAGCUAUAAUUACUGCCGCCUCUAGAAAAAUCCCUUCGCCUUCGACGACGCCCACGCCUCCUCCGUUCUCCAUCUCCAUCGUAUCACCGCCUUUGCCACCGCUCGGUGAAACAGCGUGGGAGAGAAACCGGGAACGGGAACGAGAACGAGAACGGGAAAGGGUGCGAGAGAGGAGCACGGAGAACGUGGAGUCAGGAAUCAGGGAGAGGGAGCCAUGGGAUCGAGAAAAGGAACGAGAUCGAGAUAGGGACAGACAGUGGGACAGGGAAAGGGACAGAGAGAGGGACACGUCGGCCCGCAUGAUGGAACCGCUCGAUCCCGUCUUCGUUUCCUCCUCGGCUGCCCUCCUCGCGUUGCAGAGGAUAAAGGAAACGUCCCUAGUGUUUCACAAACGUCCGACCGGAAUCGGGAUCGGUGGUAGAGGUAACGCCGGUGUCGGAGGAAACGGCGGUAGUUUACCGGUCGAUAGCGAAUGCGGCGACGCAUUGAAACGGCGCAAAGUUCACAGAUGCGACGUGGCAGGCUGCGACAAGGUGUACACGAAGAGCUCCCACCUGAAGGCGCACAAGAGAACCCACACUGGUGAGAAACCGUACCAGUGCACGUGGGAGGGUUGCACGUGGAAAUUCGCGCGUUCCGACGAGCUGACGCGACACUACCGCAAGCACACGGGCCAGAAGCCGUUCAAGUGCCAUCUUUGUCAGCGAUCGUUUUCGCGGAGCGAUCAUUUGUCGCUUCACAUGAAAAGGCACUGAUAAAGAGGCGCGUCUAGCUGGAGGCAGGAAGAACGUAGAAGAAUACGAAGGAAAAGAAGAAAGGUGAACCGUUGGUUCCGAGGAACAUCGGAACCCGCAGUCGUGAUCGUAGACGAUGACGAUGAUUCUUUUUUUUUUUUUUUACAUUCGGGACCUGAAGAGCCUUCGAGACUCUCGAAUCGAUUCCGCGGAACGAACAGAGUCGGGGGCGGAUACUAGGAGAAAAAAUGAAGAAGCAAACGAGUCGUUCAUUAGGUUUAGAGGUCUGAUGAAAGCAUCAUUUGUAAUUAUUGGUGGAUGAUCAGUUGCGAACCUGUCAGCAGUCGGGGUACGAUUUUACAUUGUUGAUAUUUCUACUUGUAAGUUUCGGUUCGUGGAACCGGGAGAGAUAGAGCGUAAGAAUUGUUGAAAUGUUUUACCAUGGGAAAUUAUUUAUUUUGUUGUUGAAUUGGUGUUACUUGUGAUAGACAUCACCGAAGCUUAGCUUCGAUAAAUGAAAAAGAAGAAAAGAAUGGUAUAGCGGAUGACAUCGAUUGCUGCAGGUUCAGCAUAACUGUUUUUCAUUUAUUUCUAUUUUUGUUUGUUUUUUUUUUAUUUAUAGCCAAUUUUUACUCGUUCGUAUUUUCAGUUUGUUUUCAUCCUUUUUUUUCUUUUUCGUAUGAUUAAAUAAGGCCAGCUCAACUAGUCUAGAGCACCAUAUUGUAUCGUCUAUUGCGAAGAAAUAGAGCCAGUAAAUGGAGGAAGAGAAGUAAAGUAUCUUUAAGGUAAUUAAACGACUAAUAAUUAAAGAGAAUAAUCGAACUCCGAUGAAGGAGCUUGGGACUUAGCAUGCUCAGUUAAAUAAACUAAACAAAAAAUCGUGAUCGUCGAACAAGUUUUUUCUAACGCGUUAAAUAGCGAUUUUAUCCGACUAUGCACAAAGAAUUUCGCGUUUAGGAAAGGACAAUCAUUGACGUUUUUCAUUGUCAAAGAAAACCAGGGAAUCAGAUGCUCUGUAAGCCAGUAUUACGUGUGUGCAUAAAGCAAUAUAAACGUGUAUAUUAUCAUCGACGUUAUUGCGAUGCUUUCUUUUCUAAUUUUCUUUUUCUCUUUACUCGAUCGCAAACAUUCUUCGAUCGUACCUUGUUCAGUAAGGUAGCAACCUUUUUUUUCCACACUCGUACACGUACACGCAGAUACACACGAAACACAAGGUGCCAAAGUAGAAGGUGCAAAUAAGGUGUCCAUUACGCUCAAACAUUGAAGGAAGACGAAGAAAGUAGAUCGAAGAAUUAUUUUUUAAACGCUUUUGCACCUAUCGCCGAAUCGAAUGUUCUCGUUAAUUGAACGGCAAACAUUUCGAGCCUCGAUCCGUGCACAUUUUAUUUUGGCAUCUGCGAGAUAUAGUUCGCGGACGAUGGAAAAACAAAUUACGCUCGGACGAGCCAAUGAGAAAUCUCUCUGAAUCGUAGAACGCGUCAAUGUUCCUCGUGCUUUUGAAAGUGUAUAUAAGAGAAAGAAGGUUCGUAAUAUCACGGUUUGUAUCACUGAUGCACCGAGUCGUCUGUUCGAUCGUCGCGGAUUUACAUAGUUAAAAUUAGAACUGCAACAAAUCGUAUAUGACAUAUCGAGAUCGAACAAAGACAUCGACUUCGUGCAUCGAGUAGAAUAAAAUCAGGCUGUUACUUGACGGGGCUAUUUGUAAAAGAACACGCAGUAAAAGGGUAAUUUUUAUAAAAUACGAUUCAGUAAAUAAAAGGAAGAUACCGUGGCAACGUGAAAUUUAUUCUGUAAACAGCUACGAUCGAAUUUCGCGUGAUCUUUUAGCAGAAGGUUCAUGAAAAUCGAACGAGCUUGUAAAUAAUUUAGAAAGCCGGAGUAGACGCGACGUCUCCGUGUAAAGAACGUGUGCAGCACAUUUCCCUGUUUUCUUCGAACCAGUGUUUUAUUAUUUUCUUAUCUCUUCUUGUCACCUUACGUGCUACGCGAUCGAAGGUAGCCGAAGGAACGGAGAACUACUUCGAAGCUAGUUUAAAUCGAUCGAACUAAGAUGCCAGUAUAUGCUAGAGCCAGUUUAUAUUCGUUAAAGAAAGAAGGGAACCUCUACGUGUAAGAUUAACGCCGAUGAUCGAUAAAUGAAUACUUGUUACGUGUUGUAUUUCGAUAGGGAAUAGUGCCUUUUAACGUUAAGGAAGAGUAUGCUGCGUUAGGCCUUAAGUAUACUGCUAGUGCCUUAAGUCACGCGAAUCUUCGUGCUUGUACUCGUUUCAUAACGCGACCAUUCGAAUCCUCGCCCGGAGGACCAGUGAGAUAUCAAGCUGUUGCUUUAUUAGUUUGCUCGGGACUCGAGUGGAAAUCGAGUAUCCACGAGAUACUUGGUUAUUCUCGCCUCCCAACGUCGUCGUUCGUUCGAAACGAAUUAACCAUUCGAAUUCAAUCAUUUUCCGAUUUCUGUCAUUUACAUCCUACACGUACCAACGAUUUUCUUCGAUUUCUGCUUUCAAAACGAUCGUCAAUUGAUUCCUUCGGUGACACGAAUCGAACCGGGGAUAUACGAAUAUCGUGUGGGCUCUAAAGACCGACCGCGCCCCUAGGUGUGUAUGAAUAAUUUUCGUAUGAUCGUCACUGCGAAAUUCAAUCCGAAAAUGGACGAGGUGCCACCCAGGAUGCCAUUCUACGAUCUUGAUGACUGAUACCGUUGUACCUUUCCUGUAGGGAAUUUCUUCAGCCGGAGCAGCCGUCAGUAAUCUGAGCGCAGCGCGGGCGAUGAGAAAUGUAUACUGACGUCAUGCCGACACCCUCUUUGAUCAUUAUCAUUUUUUUUUUUUCUUUCUCUACACCGUGCCGAGCUCGUGCCGAGUCGUGCACCUCUCGACGAUGCAUCUCAACGGCGUUACCUCCACCUCAGGACGAUUCAUUUCGGUUAAUUGUCGACGCGGCGAUAAAACGAAACUUCCACGCGAAUCAUCAUCCUUCCUUGGAAUUUCAUUUCCUUCGAACCCGAGUAACUUCAGUUUUAUUUCUUUCUAUUUUCUUCCGAGGGUAUCGUCGAUCACGUGCAAUCAUCGUACGUGAAAUUAUCGAAAUAGUUAUGGAAAAUCAAGGAUUUACUUAGGUGUACUCAACAUCGACGUUUCUCAAGGCUGACUUAACACGAACAUUCCACGAGCAUAGACGUUUUGUAGUUGGAAAUGCUCUCGCGAAAAGUUGGACAAAGGCGCGUGGACAAUUUGUAUCUCAUGUUAAUGCGAACCCAUUCAAUUUUCCAUAGAAGGCUAACCGUCGAGGAAACAGGAAAGCACGCGUAUAAAGGGGCUCGAGCCGAACGCGACCGAUUUUCUAUGAAGGCCCCACCUAGGAAAAUUAGCAUUUCAAGUGCCUUAACGGACGUCAACUGACAAGCAACUAAUCGAGGUUCCGCAUUCGGAUCGAAAUCACCUUCUACGACAGAACGGACGCUUUCGUCCGACCGUCGGACACUUGGUUGACACACUUUGGAUAAAAUGACAGUUCGAGAUGGGAAGAAAACGCGAACAGGUCGGUGGGAAAUUUGCAUGAUUCUUUUUCAAAAAUAUUCACCUUAUAUCUUCGUUAUUUUCAAUUUCGGAUGUUGCAUUUGAAUUCGUGAUCGAAUCCUUGAUUUCCUUCGCACGAAAAGAAUUUCAUUUAUUCGUAAUUCGAAGACGAAGCUGAUGCGUCAGUCCGUCAAAGUAGCGAUGAUUUUUCGUUUCGAGGGCCAGUAAAGAUACACAAUACACACACACACACACUCACACAUGCUCACAUCAGUAACUCACACGUAUACCUGAUCAAGCAAACCACAACUAAAUUACAAUUUUAAUAUGCGAUCACGCGCGGUGCUCAAUCUUCCUUGGUGCUUUCGCACGUUCAAUUCGACGUGCGUACGUGUACACUCGGCUGCAACGUAGGUUUCUCUUGAUCGAGGAGAAAAUCUUGGGAGAACCUAAAGAGAGCGUUAAUCAAGAGAAACCUAAGUUGCGCCUGAUUGUACAUCAACGUGGACAAUAUACGAGGUCGAUUCUUAAAGAUCCAUUAACGCAGGAAGGCAAAAGUUGUCGUUGCGGAAUGUGUGCAAGGUGUUUGCUUCUGGGAGACAGUGGACCAUGCAAUAUCGAAUAGAAAAUUUCCACUGGUUCGUUAAUUUUCUUAGUUACUUAAUAAGCGAGAUUGUUUACGAAGGAAGGUGUUUUACGUGGUCCAAGGAUCUCCUUGAACGCGAAACCAGGCGAGCCGAACGAACCGGUGAUUAUCGACUCUAACACGGAAAAUUUCUCGUGAAUACACUGAAAUAAAAAAUAUAAAAAGAAAAAAAGAAACGGAACCUACUAGAUCGUAAGGUAGAUACUAGUGGAGCAAUAAAAUUACUGUACAUAGUAUGUAAAAUUAUCCGUUAAUCAUCACUGAUGAAGAAGCAACGGAUCAGCGUAGCAUAAUUAUCUCGCAAUAAUGUAAUCAAUGGGGGCCAGUAAUUCUCUCUCGGAUCUCGCACGGAUUUAUACAAUGCGAGGCGCGCGACGUGCCCUUUCUCCGACAGAUUUUCACCAGAUCCAAUUUCUUUGUCGCGAGUGAAACGAGAAGCAUCGAACAUCGCUUUCAGGUUCCUACAGAGCAGGUGCGACGCGUCGCGUCGAAUGGGAACACGAAAGGGUUAUUCUAGCCAAAAUUCGUGUUGGUGGCUCGCGUCGACUCGGCGUGUUUUCAUUGGACGAGAACGUGCGCUGAAAAAUUCGACUGUCGUGUCAAUAGGCUGAGAAAGGGACGUUGUUUUGGUGUCGCGCGCCGCCAACUAUUAUUUAAUAAGGAAUAGAAUUGUACAUGUCGCGUAGAACCGCGUAAUAUAAUAAUAUAUUAAUACUACGACUCACUGUAUAAACGAAGGCAUUAUUACAACUUUGUACUUUCUAAUUAUUACAUUAAUCGCGUCGCUUGAGGACGGCCGCUAUUUCGUAUCGCGCACGUCGCCAGGGGAGGUUUUGUUAGUGCAUUAAAAGAUAAAAAAAAAAAGGUAAAUAUAUAUAUUAUAUAUAUAAAUAAAAAAUCUAUCUAUACAUAUAUAGAUAAAAUAUAGAAUAUAUAUUGUAAAUGUGGUUGUAAUCUUAUUACUGUUAUGUCGAUAUAUCGAUGUCCUUGAUUUGGAUAAUUUAUUUAUUGCGAUGUGAACCGAAACGAAGAGCGUGUAAUUAUUGUAUACCGUGAAAGAUGAGGAAACUAAUUGCCGAAUAAUAGCGAAAUAUAUUAACGUGCACGAAAUUCUAUACAUAUAUAUAUAUAUAUAUAUAUAAAUAUAUAUAUUUAUACAACGUUAUCGGGGCGAGGACGCGUCUCAAAGAGUCGCGUUCCGCCGCGAGAAAGUCCUAAAAAUUCAAUCACGUUUCGCGACGGUACGGUUGAGCGAAUAUUUAAUAUUGUGUACUUCGCGAUUCCUAACUGUGGAAGUAAAAUUGUUGUAUCGUAAGGGCGAUCCGCGACCCGAAUCGUGUACGUUUAAUUAAUUAAUUAUUGUCGAGUCGCGAAUGAAACACGCGACGCGUCACGUUCGUCCUGUACGGUACAAUAUCGCGCCUCUCGAUAAUCUUAUUAUCGAAAUGAUGGUUACAUAUUUUAGAUAAUCCUAUUAUCAUUAUCAUUAUUACGAUUCUUAUUAUAAUUGCUACUAUUACUAUUAUUAUUGUAUUUGGCAGGGUUACGACAUUAAAAUCGUAAAAACAA